AUGGAGGCGACGGCGGUGAGCUUGGGAAAGGCCGUGCUUGAUGGUGCGCUGGGCUACGCCAAGUCCAAGGCGGCGGAGGAGAUCGCGCUGCAGCUUGACGUUGAGCGCGACGUGGACUUCAUCACGGACGAGCUGCAGAUGAUGCAGUCGUUCCUGGAGAUGGCUGAUGAGGACAACGGCCAGAACAAGGUGUUCAUGACCUGGGUGAAGCAGAUCCGCGACCUGGCCUACAAAGUGGAGGACAGUCUCAUGGAUUUUGGCCUCCACUCGGAGAAGAAGCCGUUAUGGGGGUGCAUCCCCUGCAACUUAUCUGACCGACGCCAAAUUGCCAAGGAAGUGAAGGAGUUGAGAGCCAAGGUGGAGGACGUGAGCAACAGGAACCUGCGCUACCGCCUCAUCAAGGACCGCAAAGAUAACUCUGACUCCAAGGCUACCGCGGCCGAAAAACAGGCCAACAUUGCUAGUGCUGCAAUGCUUGGCAUCAACGAAGCAACACUUGCCACUCAGGAGCAGGAAAAAACAGAGGUGAACCUCCACCAGCUGAUCACCAGCGAGGAGGAGGAUCUUAGGGUUAUUGCGUUGUGGGGAACAAGCGGUGAUCAUGGGAAGACGUCCGCCAUCCAGGAGCUUUAUGAUGAUCCAAAGGUAUUAAAAAAGUUUGGAUUGUGUGCUUGGGUUAGGUUGAUGUAUCCUUUCAAUCCGCAAGAGUUCCUCCGGAGCUUGGUGAGGCAAUUCUAUGAAAAAUCUCAUGAUGAGGUUGGAAAGCAAGAAAGUAUAACAAAUGUCGGGGCUAAUAGUUUUGCAAAGAUGGAGAAGAUGGAUCAAAGUGAUUUAAUCAGUGUGUUUAGUGCACAGUUGCAUAGCAAUAGUUACCUGAUUGUGAUAAAUGACCUAUCAACCAUAGAAGAGUGGCAUUGCAUCAAAAAAUAUUUCCCCAACAACAAGAAACAAAGUAGAAUCAUUGUUUCGACGCAGAAUGUUGAAAUUGCAAGCUUGUGCACCGAGAAACCGUACCAAGUGUCGGAGCUCAGGCAGUUGUCAUGUGAUCAAACUAUUUAUCUUUUCCACAAGAAGAAUACAAAGGAGAACAGCAUGUCCAGUGCUAGUAUGGUGAUGUUUCCUACUAACGAAGCAAGGCUUACUAACGUGGAAGAGAAACUGAAGGCUGUGCAUGAAGGAAUGCCAACCAAUGAAAUACAACAGGAAGAUGAACGACCUAAGCCUGCAGGUGGCAAUAAAGUUUUUAAUUCAACUGCUACAAAGAAGUUUAAUCGCAGCAGUACACUGGCACUGGUUGAUGGAGUUCUCACUGGGCGAGAAACAGAGAAAUCUAAUGUCAUCAAAUUAAUUGGUCAACCCGACAACAAUCAAAGUUGUAAGGUGAUCUCAGUUUGGGGAAUGGGUGGUCUGGGAAAAACCACUCUUGUCCGAAGCAUCUACCGAAGCCAAGAGCUUUCUGUCUGGAAGCAUGCAUGGGUCACUGCAUUGCGUCCUUUUAACCCUGAGGUACUCCUUAGAGAUUUGGCUUUGCAGCUUCAAAAAAGUAUUCAAGAAGAUACUGCUGGAGCAACAUCAACUAAAGGAAUAUCACUGAUGAAAAUUCAAGAGUUGAAGGUGGAAUUAGCUCGGCUAUUAAAAACACAAAAUUGCCUUAUUGUUCUUGAUGAUAUAUCAUCCAUUUAUGAAUGGGAUUUGGUGAAAGGGUGUUUGGAUAGUGCUGGAAGGAUCAUAAUCACGACAAGAGAAAGAAAUAUUGCUGAACACUGUUCAACAGUAUGCAAGAACAUGUACAGUCUUGAAGGUCUGAAAGGUGGUGCUGCACUUGAUCUCUUCACAAAGAAGGUAUUCAAGGACAAUACUGAAAAAGUUGAUUUAGCCCCCGCAAUGAUGGAGCAAGCACAGAUUAUACUGAAGAAGUGUGACGGUCUUCCCCUUGCAAUAUCAACCAUAGGUGGAUUUCUAGCCACUAAGCCAAAAACUGCUGUUGAAUGGAGAAUGAUGAAUGACCGUAUUAGUGCUGAGCUAGAGAUCAAUCCUGAACUUAGGACAAUAAAGACAGUUCUUAUUAGGAGCUACGAUGGUUUGCCAUAUUAUCUCAAGUCUGCUUUCCUGUACCUAUCAAUAUUUCAAGAAGAUCAAGUAAUUAGGUUGGAUCGUCUAGUGAGGCGGUGGAUUGCAGAGGGAUACUCACGAGAUAUUCAUGGCAUUACUGCUGAGCAGCUCGGUCACAGGUACUUUGAAGAGCUUUUGGAUAGGAGUAUGAUCCUGCCAGGGGAAGACGUAAAUGAUUACAAUGGCAAAAUUAAUUCUUGCCAACUUCAUGAUAUCAUCCGGGAAAUAUGCAUCUCAAAGGCGAGAGAGGAAAACCUUGUCUUCAAACUGGAGGAUGGGUGCUGUUUGAGUAGCACACAAGGUCCAAUACGCCAUCUUGUCAUAGGCAGCAACUGGAAAAGGGAUGGAGAUGCAUUGCCGGGUGUGCUGGACUUGUCUCAUGUACGGUCACUGACCGUGUUUGGAGACUGGAGACCGUUCUUCAUCUCCGAGAAUAUGAGGUUCCUCCGAGUGCUCGAUUUGGAAGACACACUAGGGUUGAGAGAUCAUCAUCUUAACCGUGUCGGGCAGCUCCAUCACCUCAAGUACCUUUCUCUACGAGGAUGUUUCAAUAUAUUCUGUCUUCCUCAUUCUUUGGGGAAUCUAGGGCACCUCCAAACACUGGACAUUAGAGGUACACGUAUAUGUGAGUUGCCAACAACAAUUACCAAUCUUGGGAAACUACAAAACCUUCGUGCACCUGAUUGUACGACUGGCGACGACAAUCUGCAUGGUGCUAAAGUUCCUAGAGGAAUUGGUCAUCUGAAGGCCCUGCACAAACUAGAUGGUGCCUAUGUUAAGGGGAAUGCCACCGUAAAAGAGUUUAGAGAGCUUACUGAAUUGCGUAAGCUUGGAGUGGUUGGUAUCAGCAGCAAAAACAGCAUGGAGUUCUGGUCUGCUAUUGCUGAUCACUAUCAUCUUCGAUCUCUUUCAGUGACAUGCAGCUCGUCGGCGGAUGAGUUAGAUGGUUGUGUGUGUGAGGGUUUGUCGCCACCAAGCUGGCUUGAGAGCCUCAAGCUGUACGGCAAGCUCGUCAGGGUAACAGAUUGGAUCCAUCAGCUUCCGAAUCUUUGCAAGUUGGUGCUUGGGGAUAGCUUUUUGGAGCAAGAUGAUGCCAUACGAGCCCUUGGGGUGCUACCAAAUCUUGCAGUUCUACGCCUGAAGAAUUAUUCAUUCUUGGGGGAACAACUCCAUUUCCAAAACUCGGCUUUCCCGAGUCUCGUGGUGCUGGAGCUUUAUUUCUUACUGAACCUUGAAUCGGUGCUGUUUGAAAAAGACGCAAUGCCUAGGCUUGAGCUGCUACAAGUUGGUACUUGCGACGAGCUGAAGGAAAUCUCCGGGCUAUCGGUUCUCACAAGCCUCAAGGAAAUUAGGCUGGGUGCUUUUGUGAAAUCAUUGAAGCCACAGAUGCUGAGCCAGCUAGGGGAGCGUCAGAAGCACGUCAUCGUGAAAGAUUUAUGA
Molecule: messenger RNA, 3552 nt
Organism: Lolium rigidum
Lineage: Eukaryota; Viridiplantae; Streptophyta; Magnoliopsida; Poales; Poaceae
Product: disease resistance protein Pik-2-like
Exons: 5
Coding region: 1-3552 (1183 amino acids)
Biological process (GO): defense response to other organism
Molecular function (GO): ADP binding
Source: RefSeq, a predicted model, not a curated record